AAGCAGCUUUUUAUUUUAAUUACAUAAAAUUUAGAUUUUUCAUGAAAAGGAGAAGUAUUGCGAUAAGGCCAUUUUUUGGCACCAGACAGUUAUCGACUGAACUACUCUUAAAAUGUUGUAAUAAAUGCCCCAAAUACGAAUCUGUGGUUAGUUAACCCAAAUGACCAUUCUCUGGGAUCAAGGGGUCCCCAAAGUUGCGAAUAAAAAAAUAAUUUUUGGAACCACUGAGUACUAUUUUCGAAAACUUUUGUAGCGUAAAAUAUUUGCUUGAACCCGUUAAACAUUAAACAAGGCAAUUUUUCCAUUUUCGACACUCGGGGGCAGAGAUUGGGGGGUUUUAAUUUUUGGAAAAUUUCUAAAUGACCUCCAUCCUACCAAAUUUUGAGCUCAAUAAAAUUUUGCGCUGUUACUCAAAAAUCCAAUUUUCCAAUUUUUCGUAAUUUCGAUAUUUUGGGAACCCCUGGAUAACUGUAAACCUGCGAUUUGCGCCAAACGUCACGUUUUGAGGCAUAUAUUCAAUUAUUUAGGUGAAAAAUUUUUAUUAAGGUCCCUGUAUAAUUAUUCGUAAUUUUGAAUCCUUUUUUUAGAGCCUCCCACUUUGGGCACCCCUGAAAAAGGCGAUUAUGCAUAUUUUUUCAAAUAAAUUGUAGAAUUUACAUUUGAAACACACUAGCCCGAGCUCGAUAAUUUUUCAUUCGAUUUUUCCUGUAACUUACAAAAUUGAGCUAUUUUGGGGCAAAUUCUCAGAUUUUACUCUUCGAAAAACUGUUAAGAUCACGUUUUCAUGAUUUCAACGAAGUAAAAUCUCAGAAUUUGGCCCAAAAAAGCUCAAUUUCGAAAGUUACAAGAAAAAUCGAAUGAAAAAUCAUCGAGCUCUAGCUGGUGUGUUUCAAAUGUAAAUUCUUCAAUUUAUUUGAAAAAAUAUGCAUAAUCGCCUUUUUCAGGGGUGCCCAAAGUGGGAGGCUCUAAAAAAAGGGUUCAAAAUUACGAAUUUACGGGAGCUUAAUUAAAGUUUUUCAUUUAGAUUAUUGAAUAUAUACGUCAAAACGUUACGUUUGACGCAAAUCAUAGGUUUCUAGUUUUCCAGGGGUUUCCAAAAUAUCGAAAUUACGAAAAAUUGGAAAAUUGGAUUUUCGAGUACCAGUGAAAAUUUGUAUUGAGCUCAAAAUUUGGUAGGAUGGAGGCCUUCCAGAUACUAAUAAACUGUAAAAAGCUUUUUGGCGGGGUUCAAAGGGUUAUGUCCGAAAUGGUGGUUCCAAAAUUUUCAAAAAUUUGAAACCCCCCAUUUCUGCCUCCAAGAGGCGAAAAUAGAAAAAUCUCCUCGCAUAACGUUCAUCGUGUUCAAACAGAUAUUUUAUGCUAAAAAAAAAUUGAAAAUAAUACUCGGUGGUUCCUAAAAUUAUUUUUUAUUCGCAAAUUUGGGGACCCCUGGAGCCCAAAAAAUGGUCAUUUCGGGUUAACUAAUAACGGAUUCGUAUUUGGAGCAUUUAUUACAGCAUUUUAAGAGUGGUUCAGUCGAUAACUGUCUGGUGCCAAAAAUUGGCCUUAUCGAUACUCCUCCUUUAGACGAUUUCGAAUUUUUGAAUAAAAACAUAAAUUCGGAGACUGAAAUUUGUAGAACCAUCAGCAUUUUGAUUUGAAAGGUCAAAAAUAAGAUAUGAACCAAAUUAUAGCUUUCUGUUUCGAUUUCAUCAAAUUUUAAUUUUAUAUAAAAAAAAUUCUGCGAUUUUGAAACUACUUACCUAACAAAAAGUUGAAAACUUUCAAAAAUCCACUGAAAGCUCCAGAACUGCUCAAAAUGGUUCGAUAUCGUUUCCAAUCGAUCCAGGGGGUCAAAAAUAAGAUACAUAUCAAAUUUCAGCUUUAUAGAUCAAUUUGGUAAACUUUUGAUUUUUUCACAUUUUUCACCCAAAGAUUUUCAAAAAUUCUUCAAAAAUCAAAUAAUUAAUUCAAACAUAUGAAAUUUUGGGCGUUGAUGUAUUUUUGCAUGAUCUUUAAAAUUAGAGGAGAGAGAUCGCCUUAUUAUUCUUCCUAGAACAUUUAAAAUGUUAAUACCUAUCAUAGAUUAUAAGUCUCUCUGUCUACUUGUAUACCCACCAUUCUAGUUUUUAUAACCGUUACGAAAUGGUGAAAAAAUGUGUAUAUUACGGAAACGCUUACACGACGAUUAAUAAUUAAUAAACGUGGUAAUUUUUAGGUAUCUACCUAAUUUGGCAGUUAUGGUGUUACUUAUCUCUCUAUUUAAAAAGAAAAUAAAAACCUUAUCGUCUUUUUUUGGGAAUUAAAUCGUAUCCUAAUUAGUAAACAAGAAUUAGUUUGAAUCAUUCCUUCACUUUGAUGUUUUACAUCGCGUCUUAAUGACCUGAGUACAUAAGUAUAUUCUUCUCAAUGAUUUAUUUUUACGAAGUUAUGUAUUACCUAGGUACUUAUAACGCAUUUUAUCGAUAGUGUGACCUGUAGUCUAUAAGUUGUGUAUUCGAUGCUUGAAUUUUAUGCGAAUAUCCGGAUAAUAUUUUCAUUCAGUUCGCAAUCGCGAAGUUUAUUUUUUACUCGGUUGGUUAUUCUCGUUCGCGUUGAUAACAAUGGCGAUAAAUUCGUUGCAUUUUAUCAAAAGUAUCACGGUCGAGCCGGCGAUUUUUUUAUACACUGCGGUCUACGUCAUAAUGCAACAAACCUUCAUGAAUUUACUGCUACAGAAAAAAUGUCGUUUUAAUUCCACCUUGGAACCGAAUCUGGAUACGAAUUGUGACGACGAAAAAAACGGAGUACUCUUUGUUACCGAAGUAAAUUCGCUGACUCGUCUGGUAAUGUUCCUAUUUUGCGGAGUUUUUGGCAUUUUAGCCAUGAGUUGGAGCGAUAUAGCUGGCAGACGUCGAAGACCAUUAUUUCUAUUACCGUUGAUUGGUUUAAUUUUUCAAGCAUUAACGGGUUGCUUGCAUUCGUUCUAUUGGCAUUGGGCACCUUUAUCUGCAGCUUGGACAACCACCUUGUUUGAAAUGAUAUCCGGUAGUUUGGUUUUGAUCACGUUAGUUUCGCAAACUUAUUUAUGCGAUGUGACCGAUUUGGAAACUCGUACUAUGAGGAUGGGAUUUUUAACAGCUUCUAGAACUCUAGGUGAUCUUAUAGGGUACGGUAGUGCUGGAUAUAUUUUACAUGGUGUAGGGUUCUUUUACACUUUUGUAUUAUGUUUCGUGUUGUCACUUUUGACAUUGGUGUUAGGGUUGAUUUUUGUCAAAGAUGUGUCAAUUAAUGUCGAUAAAAAGCUACACGUUUUGCAAUUUUUCAACUUGACGAGGGUUGUGGACAGUUUUCGGGUAGUUUUUAACAAAAAUUUGGCUAAUAAACGAAUAAUCGUGUCGAUUUUAUGCGCCAUAUUUGCUUUGGUGUAUUUUACUAUGCAAGGAGAAUAUAGUAUUCUGUACUUGUUUCUUCGGCUGAAAUUCCAUUGGAAGGAACGCGAUUAUAGCUUGUACAUAGUUUAUAGGCAAAUUGGAAUCGUUGUAGGAAGUUUAUUUUGCUCGAUCGUGUUGAGCAAAAUCUUAAAAAUGCAUGAUGGAUUAAUUGGCGUGUUCGCUGGCGUAUGGGACACUAUUGCUGUCAUUGGAUAUCUGCUUGCAACCCAAGAGUGGCAUAUUUAUUUAGUUCCUUUAUUCGAUAUCUUUCAUGGAACCGUUUUGUCAGUAAGCAUUUCAUUCUUUAGCAAGUUCUACAAAGAUGACGAGUUCGGGCACUUGAACUCAGUUCUCGCAGUGUUCGGAUUAGCAAUGCCAGCCUGUUUCCCAGCUUAUAACGCCAUUUUCCAGCGGACUGUGGAUGUUUUUCCUUCGGCCUAUUUUCUUUUGAGUAUUGUUUUAGACAUAGGAAUUGUUAUAUUGUAUUGGGCGACGUACAAGCUGAGCACAAAGAUGAUCCAGCCAAAAUCACCCACAAUUAAAGAAGAAAUGACUACGAAUACUUUGAUGUAUUGUACAAAAGACACGUUAGCAAGAGCUUAAAAACUAGGUAUUUUACCUCACCAGUUUGCGAGAAUUCAAGAAUAAAAUGAUCACUGACUUGGUGAUGUAUAAGCUUGAAGACUUUGACUUUGGCCUCCUACUCGAUUAAUAUGGCGAAGAGAAGAGUUGUCUGCACAAGUAGCUGAGUCCGCUAAAAGAAUAUUAUGAUGAUUAAAUAGAUUUCAUCCGACGUUUCAAACUGGUUUUGCAAUAAACGAACCUUGCAUUAUUUUGGGGUAAGCAGGGAGGGAUAGGGUAUUUGUUUGAAAUUAUCUGUAAAUGUUUGUCAAUUUAUAACCUAAGAUGAAUAUCACUCGCUUAUAAAUGUACAGAGUAAUUCUAAUAAAAUUGAAAAAAGUGAGAGAACAAUUUGUGCUCAAAAUUUUGCUCAGAAUUUUUGUCAAGGGAUUCUUCUGCUGAAUAAUUUAGACAGCCGUUACAAUUUCACCCAUGAUUCUGCACCCUUAAAGGUCGUGGCGAAAGAGAGCUUGAUAUUUUUGAACAUUUCUUCGAAUGUUUCAAAAAGCUUAUUUGCACAAUUUAGGAGACAUAUUAUUUUUAAUGAAAUCGGUCAAUUGUGUUCAUGUAUUUUCGACUAUCCGUGAAAUUUUAUAUGUCACCACUCCCCUGCCAACCAAGACUUUUUUUCAUGCUUUAAAUCAAAAAAUCGCAUUUUUUGCAAACUUUAAAUUUUUUAAAUCGACUUUACGAAGUAAUGCCAUCCAAAUUUUAUUUUAAUAUGUCGUUCAGCAUGAAAAGUUGUCCAUAAUAUAUCUUUUUCAGGACUUUGAUAUGAGGAAAUAUGCCUUCAUCACGUAAGGGAUGAUUAAUAAAAGCAUCGCCGUAGUGAUGAGUAUAAGAAACAUCGCCGUAGCGAGGAUUAAAAUAACAACUCCCAAAGACUGCGCAAGUCUGGUAAUGUGAGAACUUCUUCUAAUACAUUUUGAUGACAAUUCAAUGUCAUCAAUAGCCGCGCAUCGAACGAUGCACCUACGACUAUAAAUUGAGCAACACAGCCACGAGCCGAACUAGUUGCAGUUGUUGUAUUUUCGGGCAAGUUGCAUUCCCAAUUAAGCUGCAUCUCCUACUCGGUGGUCGCAAGACUACCGAGUAGUUACAUCUAACAUGAUUUGAAUUUAAUUAGAUCUCGUAUUCGGCGAACGCGCGAGCCGGUUCUUGGUCUCAAAGUGUAUUUAUGUAAGUUAGAAGCGGAUGAGUUCCCUCUACAAGGACACUCAUCUCCUAUUUUUUCCGAUCUCGCCCACUUCUAUAGUGGUUAAUAUUAUUUCGCUUCGUGAUUAAAAUUAUCGAUCGUAAUUCUUCACGUUCUCUAUUGGGUAUGUUUCCCAUCCUGCCGGCCAUCGGAACAUACUUCUCGUCUGGAAAAGCACCCUCAGUAAAAACAACCAACCCCUGCCGACCAUGUCUAGUAUUAGGGACAUACCGAAGAGGCAGGAAAUAUGGACAGUUUGUGAACCUGGUGAGAAAGUCACCUGCAUUAAUAACACAUUUUCUAGGAAAUGUGUACAGUUUCAAUGGGUAAGCAAUUACCACCCUCAUUAUCUAUUAACGAAUAUUAAUUAUUACAUAAUAUGCCAACUCGAGUCUAAGGUAGUAAAAUCAUUUUAUACUCGAUUAACCGAUAGAAUAUGUAUCUUUAAUCAUGUUUCCGAGCAACAAUAAAUCAUAUUAUCUUGUA
Messenger RNA from Planococcus citri (citrus mealybug), 5694 nucleotides. Its product is annotated as probable peptidoglycan muropeptide transporter SLC46. Bases 2583 to 3995 code for a protein of 470 amino acids. Lineage: Eukaryota; Metazoa; Arthropoda; Insecta; Hemiptera; Pseudococcidae. The transcript has 6 exons. Gene Ontology annotation, biological process: transmembrane transport. Gene Ontology annotation, cellular component: membrane. The record is from RefSeq and is a predicted model, not a curated record. Gene Ontology annotation, molecular function: transmembrane transporter activity.